AUGACACAAAAUUUUGCCAUAUUUUCAAACCUAAAAAGCAGAGCAGAUUUGACAUUGGUAUAUAGAAAAGACAGUGCUGGGAGAGUGACAUAUAACAAAUUGUUACAACUUUGGGACAAGGAAACAGGAAAAAUUGCAGACUUCACAACCCAUUUCACUUUCAUCAUUGAUUCACCAGGAAAUCAUCGUGGAGAUGGCAUCACAUUCUUCCUGGCACAUCCAAACUUUUCACUUCCUGUACCUCCAGAUGGCUCUGGGAUUGGUCUUGUGGGUCGAAAACAGGUAAUGGAUGAUCCAAAUUAUACACAAGAGCAUCCAUUUGUAGCAGUUGAGUUUGAUACCUUGCCCAAUGACGACGAUCCGCCUUAUGAUCAUGUCGGUGUCGACAUAAACAAAAUGUGGACACCUUACACAACAGAAUGGUUAAGUAUUAAAGAUGGCAGAAAGUAUGAUGCUGAGAUUACCUACAAUUCUAGCUCAUACCAGUUAAAUGUUUUCUUCACUGGAUAUAAGGAUGGCAUGGCAAUCCAGCAAGAUUAUUCCCAUGGAAUUAAUUUGAGAGAGAUUCUUCCAGAUCAGGUUCAGUUUGGCUUCUCUUCAGCCACGGACUUCUGGGAGAUACAUACACUAUGCUCAUGGUCCUUUGAUUCGAGUCUGCUGGGAGGAAACUAGAGUGCAAGCAAGACAAAGUUAAUCAUUGGAUUAAGUAUAGUAAUUUGUGGGUUAUCGUUAUCAUGGUUUAUGAUAUUGAAGCUGAAGUGAAGAAGUAAGGAAGAUUCACUUUUGAAAGAAGCAUUGAACAAAAUAAAUCUUCCUUCAGUGAAAUAAAUCUUCCUGUAGAGAAACAAGUCUAUAAGUGAAUCAGUUUAUUUAAGUAACUCUGUCUUACUUGGAUAGGUAGCAGAAAUCUUUCACAGGAAUAUGUCAUCUUCCUAAAGUAAGAAACUUUAUGCUAUUAAUGUCUGUGCUUCUAUGGAAUCUAGUCAAAUCUUAUGAAGA
This is a messenger RNA of Prosopis cineraria, 999 nucleotides long. RefSeq names its product agglutinin-2-like. Gene Ontology annotation, molecular function: carbohydrate binding. The record is from RefSeq and is a predicted model, not a curated record. NCBI's taxonomy places the organism in Eukaryota, Viridiplantae, Streptophyta, Magnoliopsida, Fabales, Fabaceae.